CGUGCCGUCAAAAGUCAAUCUCCCGCUGUUUUUCUUUUUGAUCAGCAAACAAGCGAGAGAAGAAGAGAAAACGCUGACAGAGAGAACUUUGAAAAAUCCCAUUUUUUCUCGCACACGUUCUCUUUCAAUUGAAUCAGAAUCAGUCUCUCCUCCAGCAAAAGGUGCCUUUGUCAUCUCCCGGCGACGACGAUUUGAGCUGCUCCGUGCAAGCCCCCAGCAACUCUCGAAUCCGGAAUUCGAAACCCUAGAUCUGAAAUCCCAUCUACUUCCUCUCUUAUUGCCUGCAUUCUGUACGUGGAUGGUUUUCUGAUCGCUUUCGAUUCGCUCUCCGAAGGUUUUGCGUUGGGGAUCUCAAUUUGAGACCUUUCAAUUUUCGGUCCGCUGGAUCGAAGAUGCCGGUGGCGGCUUCGGCUAUAUAUUUUCUGAAUCUUCGGGGCGAUGUUCUCAUCAAUCGUCUGUAUCGCGACGAUGUGGGUGGAAAUAUGGUGGAUGCAUUUCGAAUGCAUAUAAUGCAAACAAAAGAACUUGGUACAUGUCCUGUUCGGCAAAUUGGAGGUUGCUCUUUCUUUUACAUGAGAAUCAGCAAUGUAUAUAUUGUGAUUGUUGUCAGCAGCAAUGCUAAUGUUGCUUGUGCAUUCAAGUUUGUUGUUGAGGCUGUUUCCCUGUUCAAAUCUUAUUUUGGUGGAGCAUUUGAUGAAGAUGCAAUCCGUAAUAACUUUGUUCUAAUCUAUGAGCUUUUGGAUGAAAUAAUGGACUUCGGCUAUCCUCAAAAUCUUUCUCCGGAAAUUUUGAAGCUUUAUAUUACUCAAGAAGGGGUUCGCUCUCCAUUCUCAUCCAAGCCUGCAGACAAACCAGUUCCAAAUGCGACUCUGCAAGUUACAGGUGCUGUUGGCUGGCGAAGGGAGGGCCUUGUCUACAAGAAGAAUGAGGUAUUUCUGGAUAUUGUGGAAAGUGUUAAUCUUCUUAUGUCUUCAAAAGGUAGUGUUCUGCGUUGUGAUGUGACUGGGAAGAUUCUUAUGAAGUGCUUCCUUUCUGGAAUGCCUGAUUUGAAGUUGGGUUUAAAUGACAAAAUUGGUCUUGAAAAGGAAUCACAGCUUAAAAAUCGCCCUACCAAAAGUGGCAAAACUAUUGAGCUUGAUGAUGUUACUUUCCACCAAUGUGUAAACCUGACAAGGUUCAACUCAGAGAAAACGGUCAGCUUUGUUCCGCCUGAUGGUGAAUUUGAACUGAUGAAAUAUCGUAUUACUGAGGGUGUAAAUCUUCCAUUUCGGGUAUUGCCAACAAUCAAGGAAUUGGGUAGGACACGCAUGGAAGUAAAUGUGAAGGUGAAGAGUGUGUUUGGUGCAAAAAUGUUUGCCCUUGGAGUUGUGAUCAAGAUUCCAGUGCCAAAGCAAACUGCAAAGACGAGUUUUCAAGUGACAUCUGGUCGAGCUAAGUACAAUGCUUCUAUUGAUUGCUUGGUUUGGAAGAUAAGAAAAUUCCCUGGACAAACAGAACCAACAAUGAGUGCUGAGGUUGAGCUAAUUUCCACUAUGGCAGAGAAGAAGUCUUGGACCAGGCCUCCAAUCCAAAUGGAAUUCCAGGUUCCAAUGUUUACAGCGUCAGGUCUGCGAGUCAGGUUUCUCAAGGUAUGGGAGAAGAGUGGAUACAAUACUGUUGAAUGGGUUCGUUAUAUCACCAAAGCUGGGUCCUAUGAAAUUAGAUGCUAGAGAUUCAAGGCAUUUCCUUCCAUACAUACCUUAAACAUUCAUCUGGAAAUCUUGAGGAGCGGGAUGCUGAAGAGAUUUGCAACCAUGUGAAAGAGAUGGAACUAUUGCCAUGGUUUCACAUUGUUGGUUUGAUUUGAGACAAUAGCAUCCUUUAACCGCCCCCCUCUCCUGGGGAGAUGAGCUGGUGUCCAGUUUUUUGUAUCAUUAUAGCAUUUCCAUUUUUUGAAUAGAAUUCUGUUGAUAUGAUUAUUUAGAGUCGAAGUUUAGUUAGCCUUUUGUUGUAAAUGCUAGUCCUCAGAUUGGUAGUGUUCACGAUUUAGAAUAGCAGUUCAACUGGAAAUAUUUUUCAUGAUUUGCAAUUUGCAUAAAUUGUUGCACUAAUUUGACAAUA
Messenger RNA from Nelumbo nucifera (sacred lotus), 2100 nucleotides. Its product is annotated as AP-2 complex subunit mu. Lineage: Eukaryota; Viridiplantae; Streptophyta; Magnoliopsida; Proteales; Nelumbonaceae. Gene Ontology annotation, cellular component: clathrin adaptor complex. Gene Ontology annotation, biological process: vesicle-mediated transport; intracellular protein transport. The record is from RefSeq and is a predicted model, not a curated record.